Thermothielavioides terrestris NRRL 8126 is the source of this 2881-nucleotide messenger RNA. RefSeq lists its product as uncharacterized. The transcript has 5 exons. The record is from RefSeq and is a predicted model, not a curated record. Bases 130 to 2469 code for a protein of 779 amino acids. Gene Ontology annotation, molecular function: protein binding; GTPase activator activity. NCBI's taxonomy places the organism in Eukaryota, Fungi, Ascomycota, Sordariomycetes, Sordariales, Chaetomiaceae. Gene Ontology annotation, biological process: regulation of actin cytoskeleton organization; regulation of GTPase activity. Gene Ontology annotation, cellular component: cell cortex.
AUAAACAGCACUGGUUAAAGGACUCAAUCGCGCUUCCGACGCCGGCGCCGACGCUUCGUCGCUGUUUCUUGAGAGGCUUCGGGCCUGGCAGCCUGACCAUCUCCGUAGCCGCUCCUGUCACCCGCCGCCAUGUCUGUCAUGUUACAGACACCUUCCCGAGCCUCGACCGCGUCCUCCUCCUCGUUUCAGCCCAUAUCCCGCCAGAACACAAUGUCCUCCUACGAUGGCUCGCGGUCCGCCCGCCAGUCAAAGCGAUAUUCCAUGUCGGCUUUGUACAUGUCCAUGUCCGCCAAUGAGUCCGACCUGGUCAUCGAAGACGAUCUCGCCAAAGCGCAAAAGGUAUUGCGGGACCUCAAGUCCAAAAUUUCAUCGCAGUCAAAAAAGAACUUUGUCCUCGAGAAGGAUGUUCGCUAUCUGGACUCGCGCAUCGCCCUGUUGAUUCAGAACCGUAUGGCCCUGGAGGAGCAAAACGAAGUCGCAAGCCACCUUGAGGACGCUGCCGAGAUGCAGGAGGGCACCUUUCCCAACGACGAGAAAACUCAAAGAUAUGGGAAUCUCAUGUUCCUGCUGCAGUCGGAACCCAGGCAUAUUGCCCAUCUUUGCCGGCUGGUCUCCAUGUCCGAGAUCGACUCGUUGUUGCAGACCGUCAUGUUCACCAUCUACGGGAACCAGUACGAAAGUCGGGAAGAGCAUCUGCUGCUGACCAUGUUUCAGUCUGUUCUCACGUACCAGUUCGACAACACGCCUGAAUAUUCCUCGCUCUUGCGCGCCAACACCCCAGUUUCGCGGAUGAUGACGACGUACACAAGAAGAGGGCCGGGUCAGAGCUUUUUGAAGUCGGUUCUGGCCGACAGGAUCAACAGUCUGAUCGAACUGAAGGACCUGGAUUUGGAGAUCAACCCGCUCAAGGUCUACGAGCGCAUGAUCGAACAGAUCGAGCAGGACACCGGAAGUCUGCCGGCGUCGCUGCCCAAGGGCAUCACCCAGGAGCAGGCUGCCGAAAACCCCCAGGUCCAGGCGAUUAUCGAGCCACGGCUGACCAUGUUGACCGAGAUCGCCAACGGAUUUCUGACCACCAUCAUCGAAGGAUUGGAGGAAACGCCGUACGGUAUCCGGUGGAUAUGCAAGCAGAUCCGCAGCCUGGCGAAGAGGAAAUAUCCGGAUGCUAACGACCAGGUUAUCUGCACUCUCAUCGGCGGCUUCUUCUUCCUGCGCUUCAUCAACCCUGCCAUCGUCACGCCCAAGUCCUACAUGCUCAUCGAUGGGACGCCGGCGGAGCGCCCGAGGAGGACACUCACGCUGAUUGCCAAGAUGCUGCAAAACCUGGCGAACAAACCGUCGUACUCGAAGGAGCCGUACAUGGCCAAGUUGCAGCCCUUCAUCCAUCAGAACAAAGACCGGGUCAACAAGUUCAUGCUGGACCUGUGCGAGGUCCAGGACUUCUACGAGAGCCUCGAAAUGGACAACUACGUAGCGCUUUCCAAGAAGGACCUGGAGCUGUCCAUCACGCUGAACGAAAUCUACGCCAUGCACGCCCUGAUCGAGAAGCACUCGGCCGAGCUCUGCAAGGACGAGAACUCGCACCUUUCCAUCAUCAUGGCCGAGCUCGGCCCCGCACCACCCCAGGUUCCGAGGAAGGAGAACAGAGUGCUGAACCUACCGCUGUACAGCAAGUGGGAGACCGCCAUCGACGACCUGACCGCCGCGCUCGAUAUCACCCAGGAGGAGGUAUAUUUCAUGGAGGCCAAGUCGAUCUUCGUGCAGAUCCUGCGGACCAUCCCUCAGAACUCGUCGGUGGCGAAGCGGCCUUUGCGUCUCGAGCGCAUCGCCGACGCAGCCGCCACGUCCAAGAACGAUGCGGUCAUGGUGCGCAAGGGCAUCCGGGCUAUGGAGCUGCUGAGCCAGCUGCAGGAGCUCCGGGUCGUCGACAAGAGCGAUGGCUUUGGCCUGCUCCGCGACGAGGUCGAGCAGGAGCUUCAGCACCUCGGCUCGCUCAAGGAGGGCGUCCUCGCCGAGACGCAGAAGCUCGAGGAGGUGUAUAAGACGAUCCGCGACCACAACACAUACCUGGUCGGCCAGCUCGAGACGUACAAGAACUACCUGCACAACGUCCGCAGCCAGAGCGAGGGCACGCGCCGGAAGCAGCAGAAGCAGCAGGUCUUGGGCCCGUACAAGUUCACGCACCAGCAGCUCGAGAAGGAGGGCGUCAUCCAGAAGAGCAACGUGCCGGACAACAGAAGGGCCAACAUCUACUUCAACUUCACCAGCCCGCUCCCUGGCACCUUUGUCAUCUCCCUGCACUACAAGGGACGCAACCGCGGCCUGCUCGAGCUGGACCUCAAGCUCGACGACCUGCUCGAGAUGCAAAAGGACAACCAGGACGACCUCGACCUGGAAUACGUCCAGUUCAACGUGCCCAAGGUCCUCGCGCUGCUCAACAAGCGGUUCGCCAGGAAGAAAGGGUGGUAGGGCGCCCGUUCUCGUCGUCCUUUCCUGCCUGCCUGGCUGGGGCGGGUGCGGUCUCGACCACGGCGGCGGCAGCACCAAGGCCAACGGCGCCGCGGCCAACGCGGCGGCUGCUUGUAUCACUGCCUUGUGGUUUAUGCGCCAUGUGCCUGUUUUUUCCAUCAUUUCCUCUCCUCUUCUAUCUGCGGCGCGGAUUCUGCGCAAGGGAGGUUCUAAUCGGCGUUUGAUGUUUACGACUGUAAGGGUUCAAGUUGAGUUAUUCAUGUGAUAUUGGGUUCUGGGGCCGGCUGGGCAGGGGCGGAGGAUGGGUUGAUCUCCUUCCUUCCCUUCCUGGGGCUGUUUUUCGUCUGUUGCUGAUGUCGUCUGGUGCUGUUGCUAUCAUGUCCGGUUCUGUUGCCCCGAUGUACGGCCGGGA